Messenger RNA from Canis lupus familiaris (dog), 618 nucleotides. RefSeq names its product USP6 N-terminal-like protein. The coding region runs from base 1 to 441 and encodes 146 amino acids. NCBI's taxonomy places the organism in Eukaryota, Metazoa, Chordata, Mammalia, Carnivora, Canidae. The record is from RefSeq and is a predicted model, not a curated record. The transcript has 6 exons.
AUGCAAGAAGACUUGGAGACCCUGCUGGCCUUGGAAAGGGCUGAUAUCAUAGCCCAAUACCAUCAGGCACGCCAAGGAGGGUAUCCACGGGACCUGUCACUGUGGAAGGUCAUGGACCAUCAGGGCCUUCUGCAGGAGAAGGAGCUGCCUGGCCUCAGCCCCCAUAAGGCCAAGAAACAUCACCAGGAGACCCAGCGCGUGGACAAGUGGCUAACAAUGCUCAGGAAAUGGGGCCACUACCACCACAGCGAGAAGCUGUGUCACCAGGUCUAUAAGGGGGUCCUGCCCCAGGUGUGGGGACAGGUGUGGUUGCAUUUGCUGGAGAUUGAGAACCCAGAGAAAUAUCAGGAAAUGAAAGAGGAGGCCCAGGUCUCCUCCUGGGACAUCAACAGAACCUUCCACAACCACACCACGUUCUGGGACCGCUAUGGGGUUGGGUGAGGCUGCUGGGCAUGUGGGGUUCUGAGGGCCCCAGGGGAGGCCUGGGGGCUUCUGGGUAGGGAACAUGGGGUCUCCGAGGCCAGGGGGGAAUGACAGCAGCAAACAAAACACUGCCGCAUGUAAAGUACUCGGGAUGACCUACGUGCCCCCCACGUGCCCCCCACGUGCCCCCUGGGG